Suillus clintonianus is the source of this 747-nucleotide messenger RNA. RefSeq lists its product as uncharacterized. The record is from RefSeq and is a predicted model, not a curated record. The transcript has 2 exons. The coding region runs from base 1 to 747 and encodes 248 amino acids. NCBI's taxonomy places the organism in Eukaryota, Fungi, Basidiomycota, Agaricomycetes, Boletales, Suillaceae.
AUGGACGAACACUAUAUCAGUGAUAUUCAACUGGAAAUCAUGAAGUCCAAGAUUCUGGAUUGGGACCCACAACACUCGAGGAUUACAGGAACCAUUGGAUACAUACCCGAAAUUACUUUGGAGGAUGGAUGGAAUACUGAUGACGAUCUUGGAGGACUGUCAGCAGCCAUAGAUAAUUGUAAAAUCGUAGAGUCGAGCGGGAAUCAUGUCGAGGCAACUAAAGGACGACGAGGGAGGCCAAAAAAGCGAGUGGUGCAGCGCCGUGGCAAGCAGAUGCCAGGCGUUGCGAGCGCUCAGGAGGACACAUCAACUAUCGAUACUGUUCAGAAUGUGUCUGGAAAGCGUGUCAUUCGUGCUACCACAAGUCCAGUGCCUGACCAUAUCCCAGCACAAGUGGAUGUGGUGUACUGUGUUCCCAUUGAUGAAAUGAUAAGUAAUACACAUGAUUUAAUUCAAGAGGAUGAGGAGCAUGGGGAGGAGGGGAGCAUCAAUAUGCUACAGGAAAUUCUGAACUCUGGCAUCCUGGAUUGGAAUCCGCAGGAAGCAUGGACCGCAAAGAAUAACCCAGCUCAUCGGCAACAUACCGAUCCACAUUGCGAGGAACAAUCGACAGCGAUGGAAAGCUCCAGAAUAGCUGAGAAGGAGAAUGAUACACAAGAGAGCAAACCACGCAGGGCACGCGGACGACCAUCCAAGAAAGGGAUUUCAAUGUCGUCAGUCCCAGCACCACAACUCUAUUUUCAUUGA